Fonsecaea pedrosoi CBS 271.37 is the source of this 1449-nucleotide messenger RNA. RefSeq lists its product as uncharacterized. The transcript is spliced from 4 exons. Bases 1 to 1449 code for a protein of 482 amino acids. Lineage: Eukaryota; Fungi; Ascomycota; Eurotiomycetes; Chaetothyriales; Herpotrichiellaceae. Gene Ontology annotation, cellular component: COP9 signalosome. The record is from RefSeq and is a predicted model, not a curated record.
AUGGCCAACGAUGCUCAAUCAGACCCUUACAAUUAUGGUGUCGUGGUACACGAAGCCCCCAAAUUCGAUCUUGCCGCGUACAUCUCCAACUACAGAGGUCGAACCGUGUUCAGACGACUCCACCUGAUUGCAUCAUGUUCUACGGUCCUCGCAGAGGAGGCCGCCCGAAUGGCCGUGCUCGAGGCGAAGAAAGGUAGCGAUGUGCGGAACUACCAGGAGGCAGUUACACUGCUGGAGCGGGUGUCAAAAGGCAAGAAUAUUGACCACCUACGCGACCCAACAUGGGCUGCCCAGCAAGAAAAGAAGAACACCGCCGAAACUGCACGUCUGGAAAGUGAACUGAAGGGGUACAAAAAUAACCUGAUCAAGGAGAGCAUACGAAUGGGAAAUGAAGAUCUGGGUACUCAUUAUUAUACCAUUGGAGACCUGUACGAUGCAGUCAGAGCGUAUUCCCGCAUGCGGGACUACUGCACCACCACGGCUCAUAUCACAUCCACUGCGUUCCGAAUCAUUGCGGUUGCCAUCGAACAGCGCAAUUGGCUAGCUGUUCAGUCUCAGGUACAGAAGGUCAAGAAUAUUCAACUCAAGCCUGAAGACAUGACAAGAAAUCAACCCAAGAUCCAAGCGGCCUCGGGUCUCCAGCAAAUGUCGACUUUCGAAUACCACGAGGCUGCCAACAGCUUCCUCAGCACUGACCCCAGCUUGGGAGAUAGUUACAGUGAUGUAUUGACGAGCAACGACGUUGCCGUCUAUGGUGGUCUCUGUGCGUUGGCGUCCAUGUCUCGGUCGGAGCUGCAGACCAAAGUCUUAGAAAACAGCAGUUUCCGCAAUUUCCUUGAACUGGAGCCUCACAUCCGUCGGGCCAUCAGCUUCUUCUGUGCCAGCAAAUACAGUCAAUGUUUGGAGAUUCUUGAGUCCUAUCGGGCGGACUAUCUCCUAGACAUCUAUCUACAGCCUCUUGUCGCAGACAUCUACACUCGAAUCCGAACCAAAAGUAUCGUCCAGUAUUUGCAGCCUUUCAGCAAGGUCACAUUGGCAAGCAUGGAACGCAUGUUUGGGAGGGCAUCGAUGCCGAACGGCGCCGCAACAGGACAGGACUUUCUCAGUGAGAUUGUUUCUUUGAUCCAAGACGGUCGACUCGGUGCCCGAAUCGAUAUGGAGCAUGGAGUCCUGGAAACUGUCGAACAGAAUCCUCGCGCCCAGGUGCAGCAGGCGGCACUAGACACGGUGGACUCUUUUGUUCGUGAGGCCCGUUUGAAACUGAUUCGGCUGCAGGUCAUCAAUGCCGGGCUCGAGGUCAAGCCAGCGCCUAAGAAGAAAGCAUGGGGCAUUGAUCAAGGGGACGGCACAUGGGACGAAAGCGAGGCUGCUUUCCUAGGGCCGGGCGGCAGAGACAUUAUGGCAAACGAUUUGGAAGGAGUGACUUACCCUCAACGCAAGGGCGGAUAG